Molecule: messenger RNA, 210 nt
Organism: Acanthoscelides obtectus
Lineage: Eukaryota; Metazoa; Arthropoda; Insecta; Coleoptera; Chrysomelidae
Source: the annotation of a GenBank genome assembly
AUGAGUCAGACUGUACGAAAGAAGAAUAAAAACAUGAAAGAUCCUGAAGAUGGGGAUAAUGUAGAAAAAUACAGUGAUAACAACGAAGAACUGUCGGACGGAAAAGAACGAUGGUCUUGCCCAGCCUGUUGUAAACAGGGACGAGUUACCCGAAGCGGAUCCACCUCUUCCACAUGCGGUGCUCGUUCAGAAACCACUGCUCCUUUAUAA